Molecule: messenger RNA, 1044 nt
Organism: Dendronephthya gigantea
Lineage: Eukaryota; Metazoa; Cnidaria; Anthozoa; Malacalcyonacea; Nephtheidae
Product: neuronal growth regulator 1-like
Exons: 6
Coding region: 94-1038 (314 amino acids)
Biological process (GO): homophilic cell-cell adhesion; heterophilic cell-cell adhesion
Cellular component (GO): adherens junction
Source: RefSeq, a predicted model, not a curated record
CUUGUCAAGUAAUUCCAUAUUCAUCAUUCCCAAGUUGUUUAAUUUGUUACGUCCAUUUCAUGAUUGCGCUGAGUUGAUCGAUACAUCGGAGUAAUGGAAUGUUUCAGGAUGUAUUUAUACGUUCUUUUAAUCAGUCAAUUAAUUCUCAUAGUCAAAGCAUCAGAAACUAAUGAUUUGCUGUUUGAAGGGAUUGAACCACGGACCGUACUGGCUGGUAACAAUGCUACAUUUCGCUGGAAAAAAAUUGGAACUGAGCCUAUUGACAAUCUUGAAUAUUACGUUUGUUCCCCUUCCCAACCCAAACUGGUAUAUUAUUAUCUCAAAGAUGGUACUUCUGAACCUAUAUAUUAUACAAAAGAAAUCAAACGAUAUGCAUCAGCAGUUGAGUGGACUGGUAAUAUUUCAAGAAACGAAUACGCCUUUACGCUCAGAAACGUUGAGGAAUUUUCCCAUAAGAAGACAUUUUGCUUAAAAGUUCAAUAUGAAAGUUUUACGAUUGUAUGGUUUAAUACAACCGCAUUGUUCAUCUCAGUUCCGCCUGAAGUACAGUUACUGGUAGACAAGACAAACGUGACUGUCGGAGAUCUUGUGACGAUAAGAUGCUCCAAAAUUAAAUCAGGAAGACCGGAGUCUAAGAUUUCGUGGUAUCAUAACGAUAAAUUGGUUCCUGGAAAAGACAAAGAAUACUUGUUUAACCAAAGAGAAAUUGAAGCAAAAGAUGCAGGGUCGUACAGAUGUGUGGCAGAGAAUGAUGCAGGCACCGACGAAUCAAAUACUAUAAAAAUCUCUGUACAUGGGGAACAUAAAAAAAAUGAAAUUCCUGGUGCUCGUGGUACAAGUUCAGGAGGUGGUCUUGGUGGUGGUGCAAUUGCUGGUAUUGUGAUCGGAGUAAUCUUGAUUGUGAUUAUUGUGAUUGUAAUAAUUGUUGUAAUGAAGAAAAGAGGCAAAUCAACAGGCAGUCCAAAAAAAGCAAUUGACGAGGAAAGUAAAUCUGCGAUGGUCUCAAAUCAAACAGAAAAAGACCAAGUGUGGUUGUAACGUCUG